Molecule: messenger RNA, 6126 nt
Organism: Plasmodium inui San Antonio 1
Lineage: Eukaryota; Apicomplexa; Aconoidasida; Haemosporida; Plasmodiidae
Product: TKL protein kinase
Exons: 1
Coding region: 1-6126 (2041 amino acids)
Biological process (GO): protein phosphorylation
Molecular function (GO): protein kinase activity; ATP binding
Source: RefSeq, a predicted model, not a curated record
AUGUUCAAAGGAAGCAGCAACAAAAUGAAGGAGCACUCAUUUUAUGGAAACGCCAAUAAGCAGGAAUUGACUGACCAUCACCCGAAGAGCGCCAGCAACGUCAACAGCGUCAACGGCGUCUUCUAUAAUAACAUCAUUUCGAGGCAAGAAUUUAAUAAGGACUUCCUGCGAAGUGGGAACUUUCUGGAGGAAGAAAAUCUCAACGAGGGGAUGAGUGGCCUUUCCAAAGGGAGGAGUGGAAACAACAGCAUGGUGUACGUGAACAGCCAUGGGGAGAUAGUCCCCCUGGACUACAGCGGGGACGCCGCCCAUAGGGGUAUCAAUGGGCAGAAGUACAGCGGCCACGUUAACGGCCACGUUAACGGCCACGUUAGCAGCCACGUUAACGGCCAUGUUAGCAACCACGUUAACGACCACGUUAACGACCAUGUUAGCAAUCACGUUUCCGACCAUGUUAGCAGACCCAGCUUUAACGGAGGCAACGUCUUCAAAGAGAUUCCCCACAGCCAAGCUGAAUACAUACACGCGGACCUCUUUGGAGACCAAAGUAGCAUCCACAACAGCCCAAGUCUGAGCAACAGAUACCCCAUGAACAAACCACCUACUAACAACUGCAACGUCAGUGCCAACGAAAUAAUAAACAAGCGAUUAUUUAUCAAUAACCUCAUCGAAAUAAAGGAAAAACUUAACAACAUUAAAAGGGAGAGGCUGGAGUAUGAGAAGGAGGACGAAGCGAAGGAAGAGGAGGAGAAUAAUAAGUAUAUGGCCCAUUUAAAAAGUUACGAUAAAAUGAAAAACUCCUAUUCCUUGACGAAUCUAACAAAGAUGCAGGACAACAUUAUGAACAAGAUGAACGCCGAGGAGGAGAGAAAAAAAAUGCCUUACAAUAACUUUUUUGAGAAUGACGCUGCAGAUGUGAACUACCCCGGCGGUCGCCCCAGUCACCCAUCGCAGCAGAAGCAGCAGUAUGUCAAGUUCGAAAAAAGGAAAAGCGCCGAGCAGAGGGAUGAAGAGCGCAACUACGUGUUUUAUGACUUGAAGCAGUACCUGGGGGAGAACCACCGGCAGAAGGGCUACUCUGCGGUGAAUGGUAGCUAUGAGAGGAAGCAGGGAGAAAAGCUAAGCGAUCGGCUAGGAGAGAAACUGAAUGACCCUCUCCACGAUCGGAAGUACGAUAGAUACUUGGACCGAAAGAGCGACAAAUUGCACGAUCGGCAGUUCGAAAAAUUCUUUGUCAGGGAAGAAGACCAGGAAGAGGAGCAGAAGGGGAAGCAGCAAAAAGAAAAACAGCAAAGUUCGUACGAGCAUCUUCAGAAAAUGGAGAGAAGAGGAGUCAGCCGAGCUCACGAAAAUAUGAUGAUGAUGCUGGAACAGGAAAGUUUGCACAACGCUAUGCAGAAACUGCCAAGCGCUUCGAAAGUGCUUUAUACACACAAUUUGAAGGGCCUUAAGGUGAUUGAUAAUGUUAAGUGCUGUCCACCUGCAGAAGACGCCAAUGUCAAUGGGAAGAGAAACAUACCGACUAUGAUAUACUUGGGCGGGUCUUUUCCUUCCCCAGGAGUAGCCCCUAUUGGGGGGGAUCCAUGUGGCAACGUUUUUCACGAUAGGAACGCGUACGACGUGCGGACCAGUUUAUAUCUGAACAAGGGACUAAGAGAUGAAGAUAAUUUGAAGAAAAUGCUAAGCGCCACCACGAAGAAAGUUUUAAAUUGUGAGGAGCAGAACUAUCGGUUGCCGACUCUGAAGGGGCAUGAGCUGUACGAGAGUAAAAAGAACGGAGCAGGUGCAGGUUGCAUCCAAAAUGGAGCGAGUCCGGCCUUUAUCGAAAACGGAACAGGGGCACAGAUUUCAACGACAUCUAUGCCAUUAAAGAAUGAAACUGAAAAUUACGUGGGAAAAAAUUGCAGCUGUGCGAAUUAUGGUAAGAAGAAAGGAGUGGCCACUGCCGCUGCGGAAGCGGCAGUAGUAGGGGAGAGCAAUUGCGGAGGUCACCUCAAAAAGGGGACAGGCAAGAGCGAACAGAACGGGAAGAUGUCUGAACAAGUCAAGGGAAGCGGAGGCGGAGUCACCCCUGACGUGCUCGUGGAGAACCAUAAACGGGACAAAAACGUGUGCAGGAAAAACAGCGUAGCAUCUAUGAGCAACAACUUCAAUUUGAACGUGUCUGAAACAGACCUUAAUGGAAACAAAAACUCCAGCGAGAAGAGAAACUCCUAUGAUAACAACAACGGAGUGGCAAACUGCAACGGCAGAAACGGAAACAGCGGAAACAACGUAGACAAGACGGUGGCAUACUUUAAAGAAAACUGCCUAAGCAAUGAAAACGUGGUAUACGACGAGGAGAAAAAAAUCUUCAAAACAAAGGAAAACUGUAAUAUUAAAAUAUAUAGGAGAAGUCUAGAAAGGGAGAAGAUGCUGAACUUUCCUCUAAUCCAUUUGGGUGAAAAUGACGUUCUAGUGAAGAGGAUAAAAUUAUACUACCCCCUGAGGAAUGAAAAUAUAUUUACGAACAUUUCAAAGAUUAUUUUUAUGACCAACACGAACAUCUGCUCGUUGUAUCUUAGUGACACGUAUCUUAUUCAUUAUGACGAUGUUAAAAUUCAGUCAUACCUUUCUAAGGGAGGCUUUGGGGUUGUUUACAAAGGCGUCCUCUUGAGGAAUGUCAAAAAAUGCGAGCUGAUGUAUGGCGCUAGUGGGAAGUACAGGAAGAUGUUGUCAAACCAGAAGAGCUCCAAGGGGCUAGGCGGAGGUAGCGGAGUUGAUGAUGAGGCUGGAGGAAGAGCAGAGGGGAGAAGAAGCACACAUAGGCAGUUGAACCAGCAGGGGGAUGAUACUGAUGAUGAUGAAGAUGAGGAAGAAUACGGACAGGAGAAACACCUGGGAGAGCAGCGAGAUGACCUCCACGCGGGGGACGAGGACAACUACGUGGAUGGGGUGAAUCAGGACAGUUCCAGCAACUACGCAGAUAAUAACAAUAGCAACGUACAGGAUGGCGCAGAAUCGAAGGGAAACUCAGGCCAUGGCAGCGAACCAAAUGGAAGCACCCCUAAGAGUAGCAGCCCCCCCAAGGCAAGUUGCCCAAACAAGCAGUUCCCCAUGAAGAAGAAGAAAAGCCACAACAGCGAUAGCAGCAAGCUUAGUAGAAGCACCAAAAAAUUGUGUAAUCUGCGAAACCAGUUGAUAGAGAAAAUAUUCGACACGUUCAGGAACCCGAUCAGCUCCAACGGUGGUGGGAAUGGAAGUGGGAAUGGAAGUGGCACUGUUGGUGGUAAUGGCAUGAAUGGUGAGCACCCCGUCAGAGGCGCAGAAACAGGGCAGGUGCGGGAGAAACGGCCGGGCGAGGAAGAAGAAGACGCAGACGAAGAAGACGAAGAAAAAGAAAACAAUUAUGCCAUCGAGAAUAUUCUAAAAAGUUGGGAUAAGGCCAACCAGCAGCGGAAAAAGAAAGCGAGCAACCACGAGGAUUAUAACGUGAAGAAGGAGGCUGAGGGCAUGUUUCUGAGGAAGUACCACAAGUCGAGUAGCGGCAAUGUCCACGGAGGGGAAGGCGCGGAAGAUGACGAAGAGGGGGCAGCUGCUGAAGACGGGGCAGACGAAAAAAUGGACCUGAAAAAGGGAUCCAAUUGUAUACACGUACAGGAAAUAAGAAAGCUAAAGAAAAAAAUGCUUAACUUUAUUUACUCCAAAAAAACAAGUGACAAAAUAAUAAUUGACCGAGAUGAAUUUUUUAUCGAAGCGAAGAAAAUUCUUUAUAAGUUAAAAAUGCUGAACAACACGGAGCUGGGGAAAAAAUACCAUGAAGAGAUUAUUGUCUACUUGUUGAUGGACGUAUACCAUAAUAACGUGACGUACAAAAACACCCUCUCUUUCCUGUACGUUAAGAGCAACAAUAUAAUAACCUACGGAGUGAAUAAGGAAAGCCUCUAUAUAUUUGACAAUAAGAAUAUUUUCCACUACUACAGUGAUAAAUGUAUAUUCAAAAUUGUGUUUAUCGAUGAGCACAAGGAACUGAAGAAGUACCAGAGCCUGACCGUCUUCAAUGUGCUAAAUAAUGAAAGGAUGAUGAACAGCUCGUCUAUACUCAAGUACGAAAUUAAUAGGCAUAAGAAUGGGCUAAACAAAUUGGCCAUCAUUCCUUUUAGCAGGCUGAAUAUGAAUCAUCUUCUCAAUGCGCUAAUAUUUGGCUUUUUGAAAUUCCUUUUUAAUUUGAGGAAGAAAUAUCACAAGCAGCCGAAUAAUUGCUCCUGCUACCCAGAAGCGAAGGAGCUGAACAGCAACCCCAACGCAAACGGGUGGAACAGAACGGUGGAGCCAGAACAAGUCAACCAGGCCAGCGGCCCAAAUUAUAAUGCCCUUUUUUCCAACCUGAAGUGUUCCAACACGGAUGCGUGUGGUGGAGGUAGCGGUGCGGGUAGCGGUGGAGGCAACGACGGAGGCGCUCUCAAUUUUAAUAACGACGAUAGAGACUCCAUGAUCCUGCAGGAGAAAAUUAACAUGCUUGAUGAGUUCCUCUGCUGCAACUACGAGGAAAUCAGCACGGACUAUGCAGAAGGGAGAAUCAGGAUGAUGAGUGGGGGCAGCGGGAACAACGAGAGGAGUGACGAGACGGAGAAUAACAACGGGGCUGGCAGCGGCGCAGGAAGCGGUGGUGGAAGUGGCGGAACCGGCCAUGGCAGCAGCGGACGCAGCACUGGACGCAGCACCGGAAUUAGCAGUGGACUCAGCAACAAUAUGCACCGAUACGAGGCAGACAAGAUGGGAAGCACAAACAAGGCGAACAUGCACCUGAGCAGGAACGGCGCGGGAAGCAUCACCCUGCUGAACACCAACAAUACCGACGAGUCCAAAACUACCAUGUUCAUGAAUGGGUCCAGGAACAGAAACGCUUUUAAGGCGUAUGGCAACGAGCGGGAUUACAACUACUACGGUCAAAAGGUGAGCAAACGCGACGCGGAGCAGCAGCACCUGGAGGAUGUGGGCGCGGAAAACAGUGAUAAGGAGGAGGAAGGCAAAGAAGAAGCAGGCGAAAAGGAAGCAGACGAAGAAGAAACAGACGAAGGAGACGGAGAAGAAAGAGUUUCUCACUCCUCCCCUCGCGGGGGUAGGAAAGGAAAAGGUACAAGAGAAAAAGGAUUACCUGAGGUGAAAAAUGCCGCGAACAUGAGGGAGGCGAAAGCGGCGAGAGGUUCAAGAGGUAGGGUAGACACCAAAGGGGUUAAGAACGCCAAUGUGACAUCGUUAUCCGUGGAAGGGAAAAAGCUGAUGAAAAUGAAAUCAGGGGCGGAUGGGAAAGGCGUAAAGAAUGCAACAACUGCAGGCGUGAAGGAAGAAGCGGAUGAGGGGAGAAAUAUAAUGAACGAAUCAGGAAAAGGCGGAGUUGAAGAAACGUGCGAAGAGAGCGAAGAAGUGGUACAAGUAAAAAUCCCAGUUGCUAUAAAAAUACACGAUCUGAAAGACAGCAAAAAUUUAAAAAACUUUUUAAGAGAAAUUGAAAUAUAUAAAAAUAUUCAACGUCCAAAUAUUUGUACCUUCUAUGGAAUAUGCAUCAAAUCGAAUAAAUUAAUGUUGCUGUUGGAGUACUAUGCUAAGGGUAAUUUAUUUAAUUAUUUAAAAAAUAAAAAAAAAAUUCACAAGAAGCAGAGACUGGCGUGGGCAUCUGAAAUGUGUUAUAUUGUCCAUGGCCUCCAUGCACAUAACCCUCCUAUAGUUAAUGGAGACAUAAAAACUUCCAACGUUUUAAUUGACAACAAUAUGCACCUAGUUAUGUGCGAUUUUGGGAAAGCUCGAUUUAAGAAUUCAAAGCUUUACAGCAAUUUUGGCUCCUAUAGAUAUAUGGCCCCUGAAACGUUUAGCUGCACAUCGGAAGUGACAGAGAAGAUUGACAUAUGGAGCUUGGCAUGCUGCAUCGUUGAAAUAUUUUCGAGCAAAUACCCAUACCAUAAUUUAUCCAAGAAUGUAAAGAUCCGACAUGAGUUGCUGAUCAAUAAGAACACCCCACACAUUCCGAACUUUUUACCCAACUCGAUGAAGAAGUGCCUGGAGAGAUGCUUCAGCUUCACCCCUGAGGAGAGGCCCUGCGCUUACGAGAUGUACAAGUGUUUGAAGAAAAUUAAGGUAGUCGAGUGA